CGCCAAUCGUCGAAAUACCCUUCCCAGAGCGAUGUCGAGUCAUGUUAUUUCUCCCAAUAGUUGCACUAGUAACGCUUUGGGUGUAUGACUACAUACUAUGCCUGCCCGACGCGAUCACCUUUCUCGCCGACUCUCGAUGGGGGCUCAGCACAUUUCUGUAUCUAACUUGCAGCCACUUGCCACCUGUCUUCAUGUUGUUGAAUAUGCUCGGUGAGUGUCCGCUUUGCCGCUCUUAUAAUAUCGCUAAUACCUAUGUAGGGACGGUGUUGAUGAUUUGUGCUGAAUGUAUCUUCGCGGUCAGAGCAUAUGCAGUGUGGGAACGAGGGAGAUGGUUCGCGGCGGUGGAGAUUUUUGCUGUUUUUGCCUAUGUAGCGUCGAUUACUGUCAGCCUGCAACAAUUUAACUCGAGAGUCUCAGAACCAUGCUGGAUCCCUGGCAUUAGCGGAUAUCUUGAUACGGAGACAAGCACCAGAAUAUAUGUAGCGUUUGGCUUGCUAGCUGUCGCCGAGUUACAAACAUUAUUGCUUCUGUUGUAUCGCGUCAGCAAAGACCGUGGUGGCUGGGGCAUCGACAACCGUCUUAUGCGUGGUCUGAUGAAAGAUAAUCUGCUGUACUGUGGCUCCGGCUUUGCCUUUUCUGUCAGCGUCAUUCUCACCACAAUUUUCGUUCCAUUUCCAGUUGGACACAUGCUAGCAGAGUGUCAAGUUGUUGUUCAAGCUCUCUUGGUCACGCGAAUGCAUAGGGGCUUCUGGGGAUCGGACCGUGCCUUUGGCGUUAUUGCCACAGAUAUCUCUCUCACAACAUGGAUGGUGGGAGCUCUAGAUUUUACGUGACGACGAAUUUGCUGCUUGGAGCGUACCUAUCCGUAACUUAUGGAUGUGACCAUUGCACACGCCCUCAUACAGGCUCGGGCCAAAAAUGAAUGGACAAUAUCCAUAAACAAGUCGAGUUAAACAUGUACUGCAACAUGUGGUGUAGAUAUUUUUGUUAUAUUCACGAGACUGCAACACCUCAUAAUUCAGUGCGCCAGAUCUGGUACGGUCACGGCGCAGCGGCUAGAAUCCCUGUUUACAGGUAUAUAUAAUGUAACCCACUAGUUGUAGCCCGUCCUCGUUAAAUAAAACACCCGCUUCCUCCU
This is a messenger RNA of Suillus subaureus, 1138 nucleotides long. RefSeq lists its product as uncharacterized. The record is from RefSeq and is a predicted model, not a curated record. The transcript is spliced from 15 exons. The coding region runs from base 42 to 833 and encodes 263 amino acids. NCBI's taxonomy places the organism in Eukaryota, Fungi, Basidiomycota, Agaricomycetes, Boletales, Suillaceae.